Molecule: messenger RNA, 4125 nt
Organism: Oryza sativa Japonica Group (Japanese rice)
Lineage: Eukaryota; Viridiplantae; Streptophyta; Magnoliopsida; Poales; Poaceae
Source: RefSeq, a predicted model, not a curated record
ACGGCCAUCGCCUCUCGCUCUUCCCCGCCUCCCCGCCGCCGCCGCCGCCGUGGAUCCCUCCGCCCACCGCCGGCGAGCCCUUCCGCCGCCGCCUCACCCUAGCGCUGCUCCCGUGGGACGGACUGCGGUCCGCCACUUCCUCGGCGUGCUCCUCCUCCAGCUCACCUCAGUGUCGUCCCUCCCGGAGAUUUGAUUCAAAUUUGUAAACCUGGGCGAAUUCUUUCUCGGAGGCCUGGUCCAUGAAGUGUAAUUUCUGUGUAGGAUCUUCUUCCUGCUCAUAUCCUGUCAAUGUAAGGAGGGGAUUGGGCGUCCCUUGUCUAUGCACAGGGCAGUGCCAGGGUUCCUGCGUCGAGCCCUCAUAACCAGAAACCACCCACAGGCGUCGCGAUUUACUUCACUGGCUUGUUGCUUGAACAACCUGGAUCAUCAAGAGCCCACUCAGAGUACCAUUUCUGGUGAUUAUAGACGUCAGUGCCUUCUUCCCUUGAUCACACUAGCAGUGCGGACUUCAAACUGGGACGGCGCAAGAAAGAUAAGCUUCAGGGAGUGUGAGAGGUUAUAUGGCCUUUCCCAGUCAAUUGGGUUGUUUGCAUUGCUUAUACAGUCAUUCUUGCCUCGGAGAGUCAUAGAGGUCCGGUGCUUGAUUCAGAGCAUUGUCAAUUACUGUGGAAAUGCUGGUCCGGAGUUGUUUGAGUUGGCACUUAUGCUGGUGAACAAUUUGGGUGGAUCGAUAACAUUGCUUCAAGUUUAUGCUGCGCUCAUACGGGUUUUUAUAGAGUUGUCAAUGUUUGAGGAUGCUCUUGUCACCUACAUCGAGGCCAAGAAGAUUGGAGUUGAGCUUCAGCUUUGCAACUUCUUGCUGAAGUCCUUAGUCAAGAGGAAUCAGUUCAUGUAUGCGAGGAGUUUGUUUGAUGAUAUGAAGAGCACUGGUCCCUCACCAAAUGUCUACUCUUAUUCAGUUUUGAUGAGUAUGUAUACACAUGGUGAUAAACCAUGUUUGGAGGAAGCUUUUGAUCUUCUUUGUGAAAUGAAAAUCAGAGGCGUGAAGCCGACUGCGGCAACCUACGGAACCUACCUUUAUGGACUUUGCCGUGCCAAACAAGUCGAAUCUGCAUGGGACUUUCUUCAAGUGCUUCGGCAGAGAGGCUACCCUUGCAACAGCUAUUGUUUUAAUGCAGUGAUUCAUGGUUUCUGUAACGAUAAUCAGGUUCACAAAGCCAUGGAGGUAUUUGAUGAGAUGAAGAAAGGUGGGGUUGUCCCAGAUGUCCAUAGCUACAGCAUAUUAGUUGAUGCGCUUUGCAAACAAGGUGCUCUAUCAUUAGGCUCUAAUUUGCUUGAUGAAAUGGAAAGAAACAGAGUCAGUCCUACUCUUGUCAUUUACAGUUCACUUCUGCAUGGUCUUUGCAAAGCUGGAAAAGUUGAGGAGGCCCUUGAACUUUUCGAACGUCUCAAAUAUCAAGGUUUCAAGCAUGACCAAAUUACUUACAGCAUUGUUCUUCAUGGUUGUUGCCGACAUAUGGAUAUAGAGGUUGCCUAUGGUCUUUGGAUUGACAUGGUUAACCAUAAUUUUGUUCCAGAUGUUUACAAUUACACUAGUCUUAUAUAUGCAUUUUGUAGACAUAGAUACCUUAAAGAAGCAUUGGGGUUAUUUGAACUAAUGCUUGACAACAAGAUAAACCCCAAUAUCAUUACAUGCACUAUUCUAGUUGACGGCUUCAUGAAAGAAGGGCUGAUUAGUGAAGCCUUUCUUUUCUUGGAUGAAGUACGCCAAUUUGACAUUGUCCCCAACCUUUACACAUACAAAGUUAUCAUCAAUGGCCUCUUCAAGGGUAACGAAUCUGAUGAUUUGUGGGGAUUCUUUGGGGACAUGAUAAAAAGGGGAUAUAUUCCCGAUGUUGUCCUAUACAGUAUUAUUAUUGAUGGCUUUGUGAAAGCUUUGGAUUUGCAGGAGGCUUUCAGGUUGUAUCAUAAAAUGUUGGAUGAGGGGACGAUGCCAAAUAUCUUUACAUAUACUAGCCUCAUAAAUGGGUUGUGCCAUGAUGAUAGACUCCCUGAAAUGACGCCACUGUUAAAGAAUAUGAUUUUGGAGGGGCUGACACCCGACAGAAUUAUGUACACUUCUCUCAUUGCAUGCUAUUGUAAGCGUUCAAACAUGAAAAAAGCUAUGGAAAUUUUCAGAGAGAUGAAAAAUGGGGGUAUAUCGCCAGAUACUUUUGUUUAUACAUGUUUAAUUGGUGGCUACACCAAAGUUCGUGCUAUGGAUUUUGCGGAGUUGUUGAUGGAAGAAAUGGAAACUAAAGGGCUUACACCUACCGUAGUAACUUAUACAGAUCUAAUAAUUGGAUACUUAAAAACAGGAGAUGAGAAAAGUGCCUAUAGGACAUAUCAUAAUAUGAUUCAGAGAGGUAUUACACCAGAUGCCAAGCUGAGCUGCAUAUUGGACCUUGGCAAUGAUGCAGAUGUUGAUAAUUCUCCAAAAGAGAAGGAUGUAUCUUAGCUAUUUCCAUUGAGAUCUACAAAUUGUUCAAGGGAUAUCUUUUAAAGGGAUUAACCCACAUACUGUGGAUUGAUUAUUAGGUCUAUUUAUUUCUCUACUAUGGACUGUGGAGAUAAGAAAUGGGCAAGACAUGACAGUUUUAUCCAUAAACAGCACCUGGGGAGCUCAGUUGAGCUCAUUCAGGGAUUUCAGGCGGAUUUGGUCUAAGCUUCCCCGUACUCUCCGGCGCCUGCAGUUUCAUGUGUCUAUGGCUGCUGCUGGGUGACCAAGGUGGAAUGGUGGUGCCUUUUGGCUUCUUCAGGAGUCAAGAUUGCAGGGUUCAGAUCCAAUUGUGAUUAGGCUUGAUGCUUCUACUGUUAACGCUGUUCUUGCUGAUCUUUUCUCCUCUGUUGACACAUUAACUAAAAGUCCACCAUUGACCCAUGAAGAGGAAGAUGAUUUGGGUUAGACAAAUAUAAAUGGGUAUGACUAUAAACAAAAAGUGUUCUUUCAUUGGCGAUGAUUUCCUGAUCAACACCAUUGGACCAGCUGGUAAAGAGAAGGUACUGGGCAAUCUCUAUGACGGCACACCAGUGAUGAUCUCGACUAGUCUAUUGCUAUUCUUCUACCUGAUCAUCCAACUGAGAUGGCUGAUGAAGAGAGGCGGCGGCGCUCCGGCAAGCCUCCCAAGAUUGUCAAGCACCGGCAUCCUCGACUUAUCGACGUGAUGGAAUGAAAUCGCCCGUUCUGUGUAGCAGCAGCAUUAGCAGUGAGCCAGAUCGAGAAGCAGCUCGGCCAUUGCAAAAGCGAAGUAGGAUUCCACGAUGUGAAGCAGCUAUGUGACUGCACAAAAUUACCUUCUUUUUUUGAGUUUGAGCAAAGAUCUUGGAACAGCAACAGCCAGUUGUGUUACUUCCAGACAUGGUUUAACGCUGUAAUUCCUAUACUAAAAUAUACUAUCAGUAUAUUUUCUGAACUUAUCCAAUUGUAGCUAUCCUAAACGGGGGCCAAACUGGAAAAUUACGGCUCGCAGUAUUCGCUUAGGCCAAAUUGUAGUAGCAGACUUUGUAAUAUUCAGGCCCAUACAUAAUAAUCGGAAUCACGGGGGCCCAACUACAAACUUCUGGAUCCGAAGUAGGGCCCAAAUGGAUUUCAAGCCCAAGCCCACUCUCUCCUUCCUUCCCGAUGCGCUCUCUCUUCACCAUGCCGCCGCCGCCGGCGGCGGCGCCGGCGGCCGGCGAGGGGGCUCCCCCAUCCUCCUCUGCACCGUCUCCGCUCUAACCCACCGCCUUCGAGUCUGACCCGUCGAGUGCGGCCUCCGGCCGGCGGCGGCGGAGCGAGAAGAGAGAAGGGGAGAUGACGCGCCGCCGCCCACGUAUCCGCGCGCUUCCCUCCGGCCGGCGGCGUACCACGGCGCCGCCGCUCCCGGGGAAGAAGAUGCCCAUCGUCCUCCUCUUCCUAUCAGCAAUUCAACACCGCGAGGACAACAAGAGUCACAUGAUUCCAUGAACCAAUAAGGCAGCAGUGUUGUACUGUUCUUCGUCUCCUCUCUCUCUCUCUCUCUCUCCACAAGGUGAUUGAUCUCCAUUUCGUGUACAAAAUCUUCUUUCAUUACAUGAUGAUGAUCUGCACCUGAUCGAAUUAUGAUA